Molecule: messenger RNA, 2423 nt
Organism: Fundulus heteroclitus (mummichog)
Lineage: Eukaryota; Metazoa; Chordata; Actinopteri; Cyprinodontiformes; Fundulidae
Gene: mlh1
Product: mutL homolog 1, colon cancer, nonpolyposis type 2 (E. coli)
Exons: 19
Coding region: 151-2328 (725 amino acids)
Biological process (GO): mismatch repair
Cellular component (GO): MutLalpha complex
Molecular function (GO): ATP binding; mismatched DNA binding; ATP-dependent DNA damage sensor activity
Source: RefSeq, a predicted model, not a curated record
UUAUUUUCUGCCUGAUUCAACGUGAGCGCAGUUUCAUGUAGAGGAAUUCCCACUAUUCUGUAAACUCUACAGUGUUUUAGCGCAGUCUGGUGUCCCCGGCCACAUCUGUAUGUGUCCCCGCAGCUGUUGAGGACUUUUCUCUGGGCCAACAUGGCGGGGGUGAUCCGGAGGCUCGAUGAGACCGUGGUCAACAGGAUCGCAGCGGGAGAAGUCAUCCAGCGUCCUGCCAACGCUGUCAAGGAGAUGCUCGAAAACUGUUUGGACGCCAAGGCCACCAGCAUCCAGGUGACGGUGAAGGACGGAGGCCUGAAGCUCCUCCAGAUCCAGGACAACGGCACCGGGAUCAGGAAGGAGGACAUGGAGAUCGUCUGUGAGAGGUUCACCACCAGCAAACUCCAGACCUUUGAGGACCUUGCAGCUAUUGCAACCUAUGGCUUCAGAGGAGAGGCUCUGGCCAGCAUCAGCCACGUGGCUCAUGUGACCAUAACCACCAAGACAGCUGAUGCAAAGUGUGCUUACAGGGCCAACUACAGUGACGGGAAACUGAAGGCCCCCCCCAAACCCUGUGCUGGGAACCAGGGGACCCAGAUCCUGGUGGAGGACCUCUUCUACAACGUGGCCACCAGAAGGAAGGCGCUGAAGAGUCCGGCGGACGAGUACUCCAGGAUCGUGGAGGUGGUGAGCAGGUACGCCGUCCACAACUCUGGGAAAAGCUUCUCCGUGAAGAAGCAAGGAGAGACGGUGGCCGACGUCAGGACGCUGCCCGGCGCCUCCGUGGUCGACAACAUCCGCAGCGUCUUCGGCAACGCCGUCAGCAGGGAGCUGAUCGAGGUCGGCUGUGAGGAUCCCAAGCUCGGCUUCACCAUGAAAGGCUACGUCUCCAACGCCAACUACUCUGUGAAGAAAUGCAUCAUGGUCCUGUUCAUCAACCACCGGCUGGUGGAGUCGAGCGCUCUGAAGAAAGCCGUGGAGACGGUGUACGCCGCGUAUCUCCCCAAGAACACCCACCCCUUCCUGUACCUCAGCCUGGAGAUCGCUCCUCAGAACGUGGACGUGAACGUCCACCCCACCAAACACGAGGUGCACUUCCUGCACGAGGACGGCGUGAUCGAGAGCGUCCAGAAGCACGUGGAGAGCAAGCUGCUGGGCUCCAACUCCUCGCGGACCUACUUCACCCAGACGCUGCUGCCGGGGCUGUCGGUGUCCGGCGGGGCCGAAGCGAAGGCCUCCGGCUCCACGGCGGAGCCCGGCGAGCGCGUCUACGCCCACCAGAUGGUGAGGACCGACUGCCGCGCCCAGAAGCUGGACGCCUUCCUGCAGCCGAAGGAGAAGACGCCCCCUGAGCCGGCCGGACCCAGCGGGGCGCAGGAGGAGGCCGGAGCCGCUGGGCCGGACAGCGUGGAGGUGGAGGAGGUGGAGGACAGCGACAUGCUGGAGGCUGUGCAGGAAGGCGAGGAGGAGAGCGGCGCCGCUGAGGAUGGAAGGAGGAAGCGACCCAGAGAGGAGGCGGCGGCGGCGGUGGGCGACGACAAGGAGGGGCUGACGGCGGCGGCCACGCCCCGCAGACGGCAGAUCAAGCUGACCAGCAUCAGGGAGCUGAGGGCGGAGAUCACGGAGAACACGCACAAAGGUCUGCAGGAGAUGCUGCAGAAGCACUCGUUCGUGGGCUGCGUGGAUCCGCAGUGGACCCUGAUCCAGCAUCGCACCAAGCUCUACCUGCUGGACACCACCAAGCUCAGCCAGGAGCUCUUCUACCAGAUCCUCGUCUACGACUUCGGGAACUUCGGCGUCCUCAGACUGUCGACUCCGGCGCCGCUGUACGAGCUGGCCAUGCUGGCGCUGGACUCUGAGGAGAGCGGCUGGACGGAGGAGGACGGGCCCAAAGAGGGCCUGGCUCGGUACAUCGUGGACUUCCUGCAGAAGAAGGCGGAGAUGCUGGAGGACUAUUUCUCCAUGGAGAUCGAUCAGGAGGGGAACCUGACGGGUCUGCCGCUCCUGCUGGACAAAUACACGCCCAUCAUGGAGGGCCUGCCCAUGUUCGUCCUCCGCCUCGCCACCGAGGUCAACUGGGACAACGAGAAGGAGUGCUUCAGAGACUUCAGCAGGGAGUGCAGCGCCUUCUACUCCGUCAGGAAGCGCUACGUCCUGGAGCCCGAGCCCGGGGACGAGCCGGAGGGCGAGGCGAGCUCCUGGCGCUGGAAGGUGGAGCACAUCCUCUUCAGAGCCUUCCGGAGCCUCUUCAGCCCGCCGAAGGCGUUCAGCGAGGACGGCGCCGUGCUGCAGAUCGCAGACCUGCCCGACCUCUACAAGGUGUUUGAGCGGUGCUGAGAGCGGGCCGACCCACAGAACCACACCAGAACCUCACAUGCUGCUGUUUUAUACCCGAAACACUCGUUCUGUAAAUAAAUUUAUACCCAACACGA